Molecule: messenger RNA, 1677 nt
Organism: Arabis nemorensis
Lineage: Eukaryota; Viridiplantae; Streptophyta; Magnoliopsida; Brassicales; Brassicaceae
Source: the annotation of a GenBank genome assembly
AUGGCGGCUUCGUCGUCGCUCUCGUCUCCUCUUUCACAUCAACUUCGCAGAUUCAUCACGAGGAAGAAGAAACCCAUUUCUCCUCUGUUCUUCUGCUCCGCCGCGAAAAUGAACGGAAAUAUCUACCGUGUUCCCGGUCUCGAGGAACAAGAGAUGGACUCCGUCGCCGGAAAAACGUUUGAGAGAUACGCAUUGCCUUCUCCGGCGAAACGAAACGGCAAAGGAACCGCGAUUCUCUGGUUUAGAAACGAUCUUAGAGUGCUUGACAACGAUGCAUUGUACAGAGCUUGGUCUUCCUCUGAUACCCUUUUACCUGUUUACUGUCUCGAUCCUCGUCUUUUUCAAACUACCCAUUUCUUCGCCUUCCCCAAAACCGGAGCUUUAAGAGGUGGUUUUCUAAUGGAAUGUUUGGUUGAUUUGAGAAAGAAUCUGAUGAAAAUAGGAGUGAAUCUUCUUAUUAGGAGUGGUAAACCUGAAGAGAUUCUUCCUUCUCUUGCCAAAGAUUUGGGAGCUCAUACAGUAUUUGCUCAUAAGGAAACGUGCAGCGAGGAGCUACAAGUCGAAAGACUUGUGAAUCAAGCUUUGAUUGGAAAUGGCACUAAGCUUGAGCUCGUUUGGGGAAGUACUAUGUACCAUAAAGAUGAUCUUCCAUUUGAUGUUUUUGAUCUGCCUGAUAUCUACACUCAGUUUCGUAAGUUGGUGGAAAGCAAGUGUAGUAUCAGAAGCUCCACUCGCAUUCCACUUUCUCUAGGACCAACACCUUGUAUUGAUAAUUGGGGAGAUGUUCCAACUCUUGAUCAACUUGGAAUUGAGCCACAAGAGGUGACCAGAGGAAUGCGAUUCGUGGGUGGUGAAACAGCAGGAGUAGGCAGACUUUUUGAGUACUUUUGGAAGAAGGAUCUAUUGAAAGUAUACAAAGAUACGAGGAACGGAAUGUUAGGACCUGAUUACUCGACAAAGUUCUCUCCAUGGCUUGCCUUUGGGUGUAUCUCUCCUCGCUUUAUAUAUGAAGAGGUUCAAAGAUAUGAAAGAGAAAGAGUAGCAAAUAAUUCAACAUACUGGGUAUUGUUUGAAUUAAUAUGGAGGGAUUACUUUAGGUUUCUUUCAAUUAAGUGUGGGAACUCCCUCUUCCACCUCGGUGGCCCUAGGAAUGUGCAAGGGAAAUGGAGUCAAGAUAAGAAGCUAUUUGAGUCUUGGAGAGAUGGCAAGACCGGGUAUCCUAUUAUAGAUGCAAACAUGAAGGAGUUAUCCACUACAGGUUUCAUGUCAAAUCGAGGCCGACAAAUUGUUUGUUCGUUUCUUGUGCGGGACAUGGGCUUGGAUUGGCGCAUGGGUGCGGAAUGGUUUGAGACAUGUUUAUUGGACUACGAUCCAUGUUCUAAUUACGGAAACUGGACCUAUGGAGCAGGAGUUGGAAAUGAUCCUCGAGAAGACCGAUAUUUCAGCAUCCCCAAGCAAGCACAAAACUAUGAUCCAGAAGGUGAAUACGUUGCGUUUUGGGUGCAACAGCUUCGUAGUCUUCCGAAAGAGAAAAGACAUUUCCCUGGGAGAUUGAUGUAUAUGGACACAGUUGUGCCAUUGAAGCACGGUGGUGGUCAAACCUCUAGAGGUUCAAACUCUGGUGGUUUCAGAGGGAAUCACAGUGGUGGGAGACGUUCAAGACACAAUGGUCCCUAG